AUGGAGUCUGAAGAUCAGGCAACAUCGUCAGAAACAAACCCAAGCGAUGAGCAAGGAGGAAGUCAAGUGACAAGGUCGUACGAAUGCACCUUCUGUAAAAGGGGAUUUUCCAAUGCGCAAGCAUUGGGAGGCCACAUGAACAUUCACAGGAAAGAUAAAGCCAGGCUGAAGCAAUCUUCCAACCAAGCUCAUCGUCACCGUCAUCAUCGUCAGCCAUCUUUGGAUGUUCACAGUAAGGUUGAAGACAGAACUCACGGGCCUGCCUGCAAUAUGGAAGAUUCCUCUUCCAGAGACGAAAACUGCUCCGAACUUCGCCUGAAGCAGCUUCCUUUAUUUGCAGAAACACCCUGUGGUGAAACAGAAAAGCCAGAAGAAUUAGGUCAUAUUCAUGAUAGAGGAAUUGCUGAAGAAAUCAAGGGUUCGCCCUCGGAUUUAGACCUUGAACUCAGACUAGGGCCUGACCCACCCUCCCCCACUAUUGGCACCCGAAAAUUCUUUUGA
Messenger RNA from Neltuma alba, 501 nucleotides. Its product is annotated as probable transcriptional regulator RABBIT EARS. Bases 1 to 501 code for a protein of 166 amino acids. The transcript has a single exon. The record is from RefSeq and is a predicted model, not a curated record. NCBI's taxonomy places the organism in Eukaryota, Viridiplantae, Streptophyta, Magnoliopsida, Fabales, Fabaceae.